AUCGUUCAAGCUCCAUCUCCCCCCCACACCCUGUGCUGUCUCUGCAACGCCUGUUUUAUCUCUCUCUUCUUCCACGACGAACAUAUAACUUAUCUCUGAUUUGAUCCCUUCCUCCUUCCACUCCCUGCCGUAUCGCCACAUCCCAUCCCAUCACCAUGCCUAGCGCCACGGGAGCGAACUGGGAGAAGUACAAGAAGAACUUCGCCGAUGAUGAAGAGCCAGAGAAGAAGAUAACUCCCCUCACCGAUGAGGACAUCCAAGUACUCAAGACCUACGGCGCCGCUCCCUACGCCACGGCAUUAAAGAAGCUCGAAAAGCAGAUCAAGGACAGACAAGCGAGUGUAAACGAGAAGAUUGGCGUCAAGGAAUCCGAUACCGGUCUUGCGCCUCCACACCUCUGGGAUGUUGCUGCGGAUCGGCAACGCAUGGCUGAGGAGCAACCGCUGCAGGUCGCUCGUUGCACAAAGAUUAUCCAAGACGAGAAGGACUCGGAGAAGAGCAAAUAUGUCAUCAACGUUAAGCAGAUCGCCAAGUUCGUCGUGAAUCUAGGGGAGCGCGUGAGUCCUACGGAUAUCGAGGAGGGCAUGAGAGUCGGUGUCGACCGCAAUAAGUACCAGAUUAUGCUCCCUCUCCCUCCUAAGAUCGACCCCAGCGUGACGAUGAUGACCGUGGAGGACAAGCCCGAUGUGACGUACGGUGACGUCGGAGGAUGCAAGGAACAGAUCGAGAAGCUGCGAGAAGUUGUUGAGAUGCCAUUGCUGUCACCAGAACGUUUUGUCAACCUCGGUAUCGACCCGCCAAAGGGUGCGCUACUCUACGGACCCCCCGGUACCGGUAAGACGCUUUGUGCACGAGCCGUGGCCAACCGAACCGAUGCCACGUUCAUUCGUGUCAUUGGUAGCGAGCUGGUGCAGAAGUAUGUUGGUGAGGGUGCCCGGAUGGUCCGCGAGCUCUUCGAGAUGGCCCGAACAAAGAAGGCGUGCAUUAUCUUCUUCGACGAAAUCGACGCGGUCGGCGGUGCUCGUUUCGACGACGGAGCGGGUGGUGAUAACGAAGUUCAACGUACCAUGCUGGAGUUGAUUACGCAGCUGGAUGGAUUCGACGCCCGUGGUAACAUCAAAGUCAUGUUCGCCACCAACCGACCGUCCACUCUGGAUCCUGCCCUGAUGCGUCCGGGUCGUAUCGACCGUAAGAUCGAGUUCUCCCUUCCGGAUGUUGAGGGCCGUGCCAACAUUCUCCGGAUCCACGCUAAGAGUAUGUCGGUGGAGCGUGACAUCCGCUGGGAGCUGAUCUCUCGACUGUGCCCGAACGCUACGGGAGCGGAGCUCCGCAGUGUUGCGACAGAGGCGGGCAUGUUUGCCAUUCGGGCGCGGCGGAAGGUGGCCACGGAGAAGGACUUCUUGGCCGCGGUGGACAAGGUCAUCAAGGGCAACCUGAAGUUCAACUCGACAGCGACGUACAUGCAGUAUAACUAGACGCGGUUACCCGCGGGGUAAUUGCAUGGCUGGAUGGAUGUAUAUGAUCAUACUUGACUUGGUGUUUCACAGUCUACGAUGGGCCUAUAAUAGGAUCGUUUAUUAUACAUGACAGUAAUGCUUGU
Messenger RNA from Aspergillus sclerotioniger CBS 115572, 1600 nucleotides. RefSeq names its product proteasome regulatory particle base subunit RPT1 (gene rpt1). The coding region runs from base 156 to 1475 and encodes 439 amino acids. Gene Ontology annotation, biological process: proteasome-mediated ubiquitin-dependent protein catabolic process. The transcript is spliced from 4 exons. The record is from RefSeq and is a predicted model, not a curated record. Gene Ontology annotation, cellular component: proteasome regulatory particle, base subcomplex. Gene Ontology annotation, molecular function: ATP hydrolysis activity; proteasome-activating activity; ATP binding. NCBI's taxonomy places the organism in Eukaryota, Fungi, Ascomycota, Eurotiomycetes, Eurotiales, Aspergillaceae.